AAGAGCUGUCAGAUGACACUUGCUCACAUGAGACCAUUAAGAGGGUGUUGCCUGUUUUAAAACAAGUUUGCAACUGAAGAGUCAGAGAGAAAGCAGCUACCUCUCUGUUGAAGGCCAUCUGGUUAGGUCUUGUGAUCAAAUAAUUGCUAGUUACAGAGAAAUACCGGGAAGCAUGACUAUCAGAGUUCUUCUUUGCUAGCAACAAAACUGGCAGCAUUUAUAAGAACAAGCAAGUUAUUCUAUGUUUUUAAAGAAGUUAUUGGUUAUAAGUUUUAACUAUAAAUGGUUAAAUUUUAUCUAAGAAGUAAUACUGAUUGCAGAGAAUAUUCAGUUGUGAUUUUUUUUUUCUUAAAAAGGCCAAGUCAGUGCUAGCCAAUGUUUGUGUGGCGUUCCUCUCAUCAGUAGGUUAUUACACAGUAAUUUCUCUGGAUAUUUAACUAUAAAAUGAUUAUUUUGAAGAAAUCGUGCCCAUGACAGCAUGUCUGUGAACUGAAAAUGUGUGGAGGUAAAUCAAAAUCAUCUAACAGCACAGAUAACCAGGCACAGAGCUCAAGUCAUUUUUCUCCGACUUCACUAGUGAAUAGCUUUUCAAAACCAAGAGCGGAUGAGGCAAAGAAAUCAGUUGUGACAGAAAAGGGUUCCAAAUAUUCAAAGAGUCUUACCGGAGUACUAUCCAAAAGCUGGUCCUGUUCUGGGUUUGAUCUAAAUGAAAUCCGCUUGAUAGUGUACCAAGACUGUGAAAGACGGGGAAGACAAGUCUUGUUCGAUUCUACAGCUGUCCGAAAGACUGAUGAGAAACAGUUUCAGGAUGCUUCUGGAAAAACAGGUGGCGGAUGCUGCCAAAGAAAUAGUGGUAUUAACGCAGCUUACCCCCAUAGCCCUUCUGUGAACAGCAGAGAAUCUGGCCAGGAAGAUAUUCCUAAAUAUGAGUAUGCCAGGCCUGCUUCAGAUGUCAACAUGCUGGGUGAGAUGAUGUUUGGUUCAGUAGCAAUGAGUUACAAAGGCUCAACACUGAAAAUUCACUACAUACGUUCUCCUCCACAACUUAUGAUGAGUAAAGUGUUUUCUGCUAGAGUAGGCAGCUUCUUUGGAAGUACAAAUAGCUUGCAAGGUAGUUUUGAAUACAUCAAUCAAGAUCAGUCAAGGCUGAAUUUGCAUCCAAAUGGCUUGGGCCAAUAUCAGAAUGGAAGUAUUUUAGGUGUGUUACCGCCAGGUAGCAACAUGUUGCUGUAUAGUAUACCUGAAGGAGGGCCUUUCUGGCUCAUCCGGAGUGCUUCUUUCUUUGCAGCACACAGCACUCCUGUUGACAUGCCCAGUAGAGGUCAAAAUGAAGACGGAGAUAGUGGCAUUGCUCGAUCAGCAUCCCUGAGUAGUCUUUUGAUGACUCCAUUACCAUCUCCCAGCUCCUCUUCUAGUUACCAGCGCCGCUGGCUUCGAAGUCAAACCACAAGUUUGGAAAAUGGCAUUACACCUAGAAGGUCAAUUGAAGAAACAUUCAGCAUGGCAGAUGAAAGUUGUGGCCUCAAUCCUGCACUGAUUCGAAGGAAGAAAAUUGCCAUCAGCAUCAUUUUCACCCUUCCUGAGAAAGAAGAGGCCCAGAGAAAUUUCCAGGAUUUCUUCUUCUCUCAUUUCCCCUUGUUUGAAUCACAUAUGGGCAAGCUUAAAAGUGCAACUGAAAUGGCUAUGAUCACAUGUAGAAAAAUAGCAGAAACAAACCAAAGAGUGCAAGUUUACAUUAGCCGUAUUAUGGAUGCACUGGAUGAAUUUAGAACUACAAUACGGAAUUUAUACACAGUUCCAAGGAUUGCAGAACCUGUGUGGCUUACUAUUAUGUCCUGUGCUUCAGAAAAGAAUCUGUUAUGCCAACACUUUCUCAAGGAAUUUGCUGUUUUGAUAGAACAGAGCAGCAAAAACCAGUUUUUUGCUGCUCUAUUAACAGCAGUGUUAACUUAUCACUUGGCCUGGGUCCCUACUGUGAUGCCAGUUGAUCAUCUCUCCAUCAGGGUUUUCUCUGAGAAACAUGCCUCACCAUCUGUGAACAUGCUGGCAAAAUCACAUCCCUACAAUCCACUUUGGGCACAGCUUGGUGAUUUAUAUGGUGCUGUAGGUUCACCAGUCAGAAUGACAAGGACAGUAAUUGUUGGAAAACGUAAGGAUUUUGUUCAGCGCAUUCUGUAUGUUCUUACAUAUUUCUUACGGUGCUCUGAGUUGCAAGAGAAUCAUCUCAUCUGGAAUAGGCAACUUGACAAAGGAGAGCAAGCUGUGAGUGGCAGGAAAAUUAUAACAACUCUAGAAAAAGGAGAAGUUGAAGAAUCUGAUUAUGUGGUUGUCACAGUUCAAAACGAACCUGCUCUUGUACCUCCUGCCCUGCCUCGAAAGAAUGAUGCUGCUGCUGUUGUUGCUGCGGAACAUGAAUGCUGCUUUGAAUCUGGCUGCUUCAAGGGCAAGCAUGAGAGGCUGAAUGCUGAGGGCAGUUCUGAAGCAUCCCCACACUUCUCCAAAGUUAGCUCUCCAAAAGGAAUUUUAGGAGAAAUUAAGAAAGGGAAAAGUUUAGUUAAUUCAGAAACUACAUGUGGAAGGCAUGGUAUAUUAGAGAAUUUAACCGCAAGAAUGAAUGAGGACAAGCAGCACAGUGUAACAGGGCAGUUGUUUCAAAACUUGACAGCUGUUCCACAUUCUAAGAAGAUUGCCCAGGCGUAUUCUCAACUGGAAAAGGUUACCUUUCAGAUUGGAAGCUCCACCUCACCAGAAUCUGAUUCCGAAACCCAAAGAAUGGAAGUAAACAAAACUUUGGAGAAACGCAGAAGUAAAACUAAAUCUCUAUGUGCUCUAUCAAGCCCAUUACAUAUAACAUCCAGGGCCCCACAAGAGAAAUCUGACUUACGUCUUAAAACCUGCACUAGCCAGAAAGUUAGGGAAUCAGAAAUGCCAAGGGCACCUUGGCUGCUACCAGUUCCACAGUCUGUCAUUCUUGAUAGAGAAGUCAGAAUGGUAAACCUGGGAAAACUAGAUCAAGUUUAUAGUAGAAGCUGUGAAAACUUUGAGAGAAAUUCUCUUGACUGUGAUUCAGGAAGUUCUACUGAUGUACAGAGGUCUGGCCGAGCAGUUACUAAGAACAUCCCCUGUGGGGAGGUUGAAAGCAAACUCCAUUGUAAAAUGGAGGAGAACAUUCCUAGAAACGAAAGUUCUGAUAGCGCUCUUGGGGACAGUGAUGAUGAAGGUUGCACGUACAUUCCAGAUGAGCAGUCAGUCACUGUUAACUGUAGACCUGAAGAAUUUUUAGAAGUGGAACUUGCUUUGCCAAGAUUUUGCACAGUUAGCUCUCAAAGCAUGAUACAUUUUGGAAGGUCACUUCUUGGGGGCUAUUGUACCUCUUUUAUGCCUGAUCUUGUGCUGCAUGGAAUAAGUUCUGAUGAACAACUUAAGCAACAUUUAUCCACUGAGUUGAGUCACACCAUAAAUCAUCCUGUACUAGAUGAAUCUAUAGCAGAAGCUGUUUACAUUAUAGCAGAUACUGAUAAAUGGACAGUUCAGAUGGCUACUAGCCAGAAAAAGAUGACUGACAACGUAAAACUAGGCAAAGAUGUUCUCGUCUCCAGCCUAGUAUCAUCUUUAUUGCAGUCUGUUUUACAACUUUACAAGCUUAAUCUUUCUGCUGACUUUUGUAUAAUGCACCUUGAGGAUCGCCUACAGGAAAUGUACCAUAAAAGCACAAUGCUAUCUAAAUAUUUGCGAGGACAAACAAGAGUUCAUGUGAAAGAGCUUGGUGUGGUAUUGGGGAUUGAAUCCAAUGACUUGCCACUGCUGGCUGCUAUAGCAAGUACUCAUUCACCAUAUGUAGCUCAAAUACUCCUUUAAACUGCAGAUAAACUCUGUCCUCUGAAUAAUAGAUACAACAGAAGAGAGUUUAUGACAGCAGUUCAUUACGUCUCAUUUGGUUUCCUGCCUUUUAUAUGGAUAUUUAUCAGUGGAUUUUUAGUUUACAUGAUAUAAAAGGUAUUCAGAGUUUUUAUAUUGUUUAUGCAUCCUUGUAUUUUAAUGAAUGAAAGGAUUAAACAUUAAUGAUGGAUACAUUGUUUAUGUAUAGCAGCCAACUAAACAGAUUAUCAAAAAUACAAUUUCCUUCUUUUGCAUUUGUCAUAUUUUUCUGAAUUUCUUCAAUAAGGGGUUCUAAGCAAAUAGUUUAAACAUAUACUUUCCUUUGUCUAUAUAAACAAGACAAUAAACCAAUAUAUCUGUCUGGACAGAACUGCUUCUCUUCAGAAGAAGGGUUCAGAAUUCAGCUACUAGGUAACAACUUGAUUAGGUGGCUAGUUCUUCAAAUGGGCAAAGAAAGUCAAAAGUUUUAUUCAAAAAAGAAGAAGAAUAGGAGGAAGAAGAAGAAGAAAUAAUUUUGUGUUAUCAGUAGAUAAAAGUGGGGGGAAAUUGGCGUACGCCUGCUUCAAAUUUAGCUUAUUGCAAAUGCUACCUCUUGAAAGCCUCAUCUUCAAUUCUAAUUUCUGGGACAUGUGAAAAAGUAGACAAAAUGUGGAAAUUUAUCCUGUGCUACCAGCAAAAAUGAAAGUGUAGAAACAAUAUAGUUAUAAACCUGCAUAAACUCUGGAUAGUUUAUUUUGAAUGAUAAUUAUAUCAUUGCCCUGAUAAUUCUAGCUAAACUCUAUAAACAGUAUUCACCUUUAAAGUAAAUGAUUGAAAUGUUCAGAAGAAAUUACAGAGUGGUUAUGUGGGAAGAGAGGUAAAUAUAAUAACAAUCACUCAGUAAUUAAUUAGGAUAACUACAGAUACAUGAACAAUCCUACAGAAUGUUUUAUACUAACUUUUCAGUGCCUUGAAUCUAGAAGAAUUUAUGAGACCAGGCAUAUGAUAUUCAUCCCUAUUCGUCUAAAGUAAUACAUGCAUCUCUAUGCCUGUACAUCAUUGUUUUGAAAUAGAGGGUUUUACUUGGCUUGGGGAUAAGAACCCUGUAGCCUUUCCAUUGUUGUAUCCACUAUCAAUAUUGCCCCUAGUGAAGGAUGCUGAAAGUUGUAAUUCAGCUAUAUGGGAACUAUUAUCUUCCUAUCCCUGUUUUAAGGCAUAAGGUUCAGUAUAGAAGCUGUAACGUUUAUCGAGUACUUUGAAUUAUCAUGACAAGUUAGAAGGGAGUCUUUUAAGAAGGCUCCCAAAUGGUUCAGUGAUGAGAUUAUUUUAUUCUUAUUCUUCUAAUAACAUUUCUGUAUUGGACUGAGCAAUACUACAUAAAGGUAUAAAGUGCUGACAACAUAAGUAGUGCUGGUAAUUUUUGAUGCAAAGUUUAUCCAUGCAAUGACUUAAUAUUAUAUCAUGUCCUUGUUUUUCCUUUUUAUUUAUUGUUCAGUUUAUCAAAGCUUUCAUUACAACAUUUAAUCCUUUGAGAUUUUGACAUUCCUAAUUUAUAACAUCUAGACAUGUAUCCUUAGCAUUAUUCCCUACAUGUUGUUAUACCUGCUGCAAACCACCCUUUAAAAAAAGAGGAAGAAACAUUAUCUCUUUCUAAAUUGAGGCUCCAUUAUGAAAAGUAAAAUACUGGGGCUAGUUUUUAAAUUUCAUUACAUACUGUACCUUUUCAGGAUAUACAUUCUAUUUGCAUUAAUGGUAUAUUAACCCAAAUAUAAGAUAAUAUUAUCUAAUAAUAUAUUUUUCAGCACUUCAAACUGCAUUUACUCUAAUGCAAUUUAUUUGAGACGACCUCGAAACUUGACAAUAUUAGUAGAUAAACUUUGUUUAAAAAAAAGUAUUGAUAGCUUCCAUCAUAUUUAAUUGAAAAAUAACUUAGAUUAGAAUUGUGUUUUUAGGGAAAAUAAACUUUCCACCUUAACUAAUACUACCUCAGUUAACUGAAUAAAUUGCUACUAAGGUGAAUCUCAAAUUUCUGCUUUUGUUGAAGAAUUGUGCUCAAGCAUUUGCAAGACAGAAGCUAUAGUAUAUCUAUGAUUAUUCAUGGAUGAUUUUUAUUAGCAUGCUUUAGUGUAGGUGUAAACUGAUAAAUGUGCAGAAGAAAAACUGAAACUGACAUAAUAGAAAUAGUAUCCUCAAUUUAAAAGAUUCUCAAAUUUUUAAAUGGUAUAACAGUAUUUUAUAUGUAAAACAAAAAUAAGCAAACUUGGUAGAGUAAGGGUAGGAUUCUGAAAAUGGGCCAUAUUUUUUCAGAUAUCCAUAGGUUAUAUUUUCCAACAUAAAGCAUGAGUGUUCGUUUAAGAAUGGAAGCAGAAAGAAAUAUUGUUAGCUUAUUUUAAAAAUGUGGAUAAGUAAUUUGUAAUAUAGGUAGUCCUUGACUUACUACCACAACCGAGCCCAACAUUUCUGUUGCUAAAUCAGACAUUUGUUAAGUGAUUUAUGCCCUAUUUUUGCAGUAGCACUUAGACUUAUAUACUGCUUCAUCAUGCUUUACAGCACUCUCUAAGCAGUUUACAGAGUCAGCCUAUUGCCUCCAACAAUCUGGGUCCUCAUUUUACUGAUCUUGGAAGGAUGGAUGACUGAGUCAACCUUGAGCUGGGGAGAAUUGAACUGCUGGCAGUCAGCUGAAUUAGCCUGCAAUACUGCAUUCUAACCACUGCGCCACCAUGGCUCUUUUUUUACAAACUUUCUUAACACAGUUGUCAAGUGAAUCACUGCAGUUACUAAGCUAGUAACACGGUUGUUAAGUGAAUCUGGCUUCUCCAUUGACUUUGCUUGUCAAAAGGUUGUCAUAAAUAUGAACUAGUUGCCAAGCGGCCAAAUUUUGAUCACAUGACCAUGGGAACGCUGCAGUGGUCAUAAGUGUGAAAAACAGUCAUAGGUCACUUUUAUAGGUCAUAAGUCACUGACCCAUUGUAGCUUUGAACAGUCACUAUAUGAAUUGCAAGUCGAGGACUGCCUGUAUAAAUAAAUGCAUUUAAAAUUUUUGUAUGUUGAUGUCUAAUAUUUAAAGACUUGCCAUAUUCUGGGAAUCUCAUUUGAAAUGAACUGUUCUGGAACUGAUAAGUGUUGAAGAGGAGUGGACUUUCAAAAUACCAGCAUAAAUAGCUGUUUUUCCAAGCACAACAACUUUUUCACAAACUGGGUCAAUAAACUGGAUUACUUGAGUUAAGUAAUACGUUACUUAUUAAGGAAAGACACAGAGUUCUAUAGGAUAUCUCCAGAGAGAGCGUGCAAGUCCUACAUGUGAGUAUGGGUACUAGUGUCAAACUGGAAGCUUCUUACUGUGGUUAUAAAUGAGCAGUCAUCAUGUGUCAAGGGGGGGAUUAUUGCAAUAACUUGUAUAUUUGUGAAUAAACUAAUACUAAAAUA
Molecule: messenger RNA, 7284 nt
Organism: Pantherophis guttatus
Lineage: Eukaryota; Metazoa; Chordata; Lepidosauria; Squamata; Colubridae
Gene: FNIP2
Product: folliculin interacting protein 2
Cellular component (GO): cytoplasm
Molecular function (GO): protein-folding chaperone binding; ATPase inhibitor activity
Source: RefSeq, a predicted model, not a curated record